This is a messenger RNA of Porites lobata, 16978 nucleotides long. The record is from the annotation of a GenBank genome assembly. NCBI's taxonomy places the organism in Eukaryota, Metazoa, Cnidaria, Anthozoa, Scleractinia, Poritidae.
AUACUCAACAAUUUAGCUCCUGAUUACUUGGUUGACCUAAUCCAUGUUUAUGAACCUGCGAGGUGCCUUCGAUCAUCUUCAGACAAGUGGCGUUUUGUUAUUAAGCCUUAGAACUUAAAGACAUACGGUUUCAGGGCUUUUUCAGUCAUUGCCCCUAUACUAUGGAACGAUUUGCCUAUUGACAUUAGAUCGAUCGAUAAUGUAAAUAAGUUUAACUCUAAAUUGAAGACCUUUCUUUUUAAACGAGUUUAUGAACUAUCUUAGGUUUUUUAAUUUGUAUUUUUGUGACUAUGUAUAUAUGUAUAUAUAUGUAAUGAUUUUAAGAUUUUUUUUUUAUUCAGACCUUUCUGAAGUAUUGUAAAGCGCUUAGCACUGAAAAGUAUAAGCGCUAUAUAAAUAUUUUAUUAUUAUUAUUAUUAAGUUGGUCUGAUUCUUCCUGUUUUUCUCCGAAAACUGCUGAAUACUGAUAUGCCUUGUGAUUGACCCUCUGACGUGGCUCACACUGUAUGAGUGUGUGUGGGAGUUUUUUGGAAGUACAGUCACCUCCCUUUAUAGCGGACACUGUAUGGGCCUUGAGAUAGUGUCCUCAUUAGCGAGAGUCCGUAAUAGCGGGAGUUUAUUUUAGUCAAACGUCUGUAUAUAUAGAGGAUAUUACACGGUGGCGCGAAAAUAUGAAUUUUAUUUUCGAGUGGCAAUUCAAAACAGUAUUUUACGAACGAGCGCAGCGAGCGAGUAAAAUAUUGUUUUUGCCAUGAGAAAAUGAAAUUCAUAUCUUCAAGCCGCCGUGUAAUGUUCUUUUCAUUAUAUAGACAAAAAGACAUCGAUAAAAUAAUAGAGGGAAAUUACCGAAAUUACGUCAUCGAUAAAAGAUUAUGGAAAAUAAACCACUCGGGUCCCGGAUGUGGUUUUUAUGAAUUUUACGAGUGGUAUAUUUUCCAGUAAAACACUCGUGUCUAUAUAAUAAUAUAGUCUAUUUUUUCCUGGGAUUUAGCUGUUGUCCGUAUUACCGGGGUGUACGUUAUAGCGGGGUGUCCGCAAGGCGAGAGUUGACUCCAAAAUGGACUUUUUUGUUGCAGAUUUCCUGUCAUAUACCCGACCCCUGGGCCUUGCUUAGCAACAGCAACAAGGAAAAUAGGAGAAACAGAAACAAACACAAGUUUCCCAAUAUUCCAUACCCGCCAUAAUUAAUUUUUAUCAAGGUACUACACUUUAACAACACCAAAAAAAGUUUAACAUGACUGAGACAAUUUGUUUCAAUCCUCUUCGAAUCCCAGAUGCCAUCAAGUUCAACACCCCAAUAGCAGUCACUGUUGUCAAAUUCCCGCCUUUCCGCGUCCAUCAGCAAGUCAAUUACCCUGGGUUUCUUCCCCAGGUUUGGGGUCGGGGGGGGGGGGAAGUUAAUACUUCUGCUUGACCACAAUCGACAUUUAAAUCUUAAAGAACUGAAGAAAAGGAAAUAUUUCAACGGUGCGAAAGGGUUUUAACGUUUUUACGUGGCGUAACAUGCUUUGUUGGUUGGUCCAGCGGGUCCCGCAAUUCCUGGGAUCAAACGACGCCGUCGCCCAAAUGGACCAUAUAUUUUUUUUCUCGUUCAGUGUUAAAGGGAGCAAGAAUCUGGUGUAGGGGUGGCUACAGUGCCUUAGAGCAAGGAAAGGAAGACUUUGAGGCCACCCCUCCCCUCUCGGAUGCAGUUUUGUUCGCCUGGGGAUCUCAAGUCAUUAACGGCCACCUCCCUACAAUGUAUAUCUAGAGAGGGGCAAGAUGUUCAGGGGUACCCAACGACAAUUUUCGGAAAAUAUCUGUUCGGAAGACGAUUUGAGAUCUAGAAUUUGUUCGGAACAUUUGUUGUAAAAUUCCUUGCUUGCCUGCCUCUCCUAGGAUUUCCGAACAUCUAAAAAAUGGUACAAUUGCCCAUUUUUAACCGGUUUUUACCCUAGAAAGGUCACCUAGAAUUUUCGGGAGCCUUUUUUCUGGCUGAAAUUUUCGAAAAGGUAAGUUUUGAUCCCUAUAAUUUUCGGAUCACUAGACUUUCAGCCAGGAAAUCCGAACAGAUGGACAAUUUUUCGGGGACAAAAAUAUCCCUAUAUCUACCGUUUAAAUACUAAAAUGAGUUUAACAAUGCUAUGUGUUUAAGUAGUUUUGAACUAUACUCUCGUUGGAUGCCCCUGAGAUGAUUUUAAUUUUUUGGUCAACAAUGGCAGUAGCUGCACCACCGUCCAGGGGGAAGAUUCUCGAAUACUUUGCAGGUUUUUAAUUUUCUCGUUUAAGCAGCAGCAGCGAUAAAGACAGAAGCUACAAAUUUCAACAUAGGAAGUGGUUUGCUUGAAGAAAAGAAUUUCCAUAGGGAGUCAGAGGCUACCCUAAGUGCCAGAGACUUUUCAUGUCCAGUUACCGGUUCUAAGUGACCCGCAAGGUAUUGCUGCUCGUGGCUUCGGCCUUCGGUCGGCCGAAGAUCUCUCGGCCAGCGGCCGACAACGAAGCAUCCCGCCCGCCGCACGCGAGGAACAACCUCUGGAACCCAGGGUAAUCAGAGCCUUACGACAAAUUUAGUGAUUUUACUGAGACAAGACGCGUAUACUACGCGUGUAUUGGGCUGCAAAAAUUCUGUGCCGUAAAUUUACUGUGUUUGUUUGUUAUCAAGAUAAGAGUGCCAUCUCUUUUAAAGAUCUAUCUGCAUAGCUGAGUUAAAACAAAUAACGUACUACUAGCUUUCACUGCUUUUGUAUUCUAAUUCCAUUAACAAGUUAAAUUUGUCUAUGAGGUAGGGCGACUUUAGGCAAAAAGUUUCGAUGGGUUUACUACGAUGUUAUUUUUUUCCUUCCUUUUUGGCGUAAGCAUAGCACUUUGAAAGCCUUUUAUAUGAAAUGGCCCAUCCCCUUCCCUUAAAAAUCGGCUCAGCUGCAGGGGGAAAGGGACACGCAAUGCCUACUGGGAGAUUAGCCCGCCAUUUUGUCUUUUUUCGACUUACCAUGGAAGACCAUGGAAGAAUGUUGCUUCUCAUUCCUUGAUUGAGCGUGGUCCUGUGGGUUUGCCACAGGCAGCCCAAUAAAAAAGAAAUCAAUAAUCCUGGGACCAGAAAAGUAGUAUGAAAUAAAGCAACUAAAAACGCCCACGCUUCACUACAGCGUCGAGCUCACAUUCAACGCAUCUACUUCGCAUGACCCUGGCUGAAGAAAAACAAUUAUUUGCACAUCACUUGUUAAAACUGUGAAUGCCUGACGUAUUUUAUUCCAUACGUGGUUACUCUUACAGCCUUGAGCCUUCUUUUCACUUACUAGGAAAAGAAGUUAAAUUUAGACUCAGAACAAUGGUAUAAACGUUAAAGUUUCCUUGUAUCACAUUAUUCACGAACAGAAAUACAAAGGAAAAGCUGUCAACAGAAUGUACUAUCCCAGAAGCCCGUUGGCCCUGUCUAUACACAUUAAAAUACAUCCUGUACUAACAGACAUUACAUAUACAGUUUCAUGUGAAAUAAUUUAAAACAUGAAAAUAGAUUAUUUUUAGACGUUCAGUGUGUGCGGUGCUACGCACCCUCCAUUAUGGAAAACAUCUGUGGCAAUUUACUUUAAAGUGAUCGUCUCAAUUCCUUUUUGAACCUGAAAAUGAAACAAACCAAAACUCCUAAAAAAAACUGGCUCACCCUCGGUGUAUAAGAACCUGUAAAACUCACGAGUAACGUAAAACAAAGAAGUCAAGACAGUAGAACCAAAAAAAACAACAAAAGGUGCGAGGCAAAGAAUUAGUUCCCAGGUUCUUACACCGUAACCUGUCAACGCAGACGUAUUUCCGGUCGUCGCUUUUCUUACUUCCGGGUGGAGAAAAGGGACGACCAGAAAUACAUCUGCAUUCCGAGGCUACAUACACCGAGGUAAACCUAAAAAACUCAUAUCCCAUGUAUGUUUGUAGGCAGCUGCUUAAUCACCCCGAAGGAGAAUCCGAGGGUUUAUCCCUGAAUUAAGAUCUUUUCCUACGGAUUGCCCACCCAAGAUCACGGGGAGGGGAGGGCCGGGAGGGGAUCAAUGUCAGAAAUUUGUUACGUCCCUUGUGUGUCUUUUACAUCCCGCAGAGUCAGAAUAAUUAAAACUGUUGCCAGACGGGGCUUACGACUUUUUUGUCAUUUCUGAAAUGUCAAAAAUAAUAUACAACUAUCCCCCGAAGGGGAGGUGAAUAGUGGUGCAUAUAUACUGACACGCGAAGCGUCGAGGUAUAUAUCAAGCGCUAUGAACCGACCCUGAGGGGGAUAGUUGUUUUAGUAUUUACCAAAUCAGUUGGAAAAAAAUCAAAAAGGAACUUUUUGUAAACAAACGACGUCACUUAGCCAGAGUUUGUUUACGUUUCAAUUGACAGUGUUUCAGGAAUCAUUUUUUAUGAUUUUGUUGCAAAUUCAGUCAGAAAUUUUUUUUCUACCAGCCAGUAAACACCGACAAGCUCAAUUUUGUCUUAUUCUAGGUAUUUGUUGGUGCAGCUGCUUCAUUUAUCGCUAACAUUUUAUCUUUCGAAACUGUUGCGAAACGGGAAGCCAUUUUGAAUUUCGUCCAAAAACAGUGAAUGUCAAAGGAUUUUCCGAGUUACUGGAGCCAAUCAGAACGCGUGAAAGUUGCUAUCCACUGAUUUGGUGAAUACUAAAACAAAUUAUCAAUUAGGUUUAGUAAUGAGAGUGGCAAUUUUUUUUGUCCGGCUCCAUCGGCACAUGGAUUUUUGUAGGUUCAAACCACGUGACCUGGUCAAGUGUGAGUAAGGUUUGUUUGGGAGCUAGGAAGGUUUGCGCAUGACAGGCAGCACGUGACACAUUCCUUUUCAAACGGAAAACGCGCUUGAGUUGAGAGGUAUUAAAUUAUUGUCAGAUACUAAGUGUUGUGUUGAUCUAGCAAUGUAGCCGUUUUGUCUCGUCACGCAACGCCCCUCACCACUAUGUGCGACUAAGGCUAUGUUCACACUAUACCCAAUAUCUGUUUAGUCUGCUAUACAGCCACAGCCGUGUUUAGUGUUCUGACCGGAGGAGUGUUGCGUGACGACACUAAAAACGGCUGUGUAGCAGACUAAUAUCAUCACACAACACCCCUCACCAAUGUGUGAGACUGAGGCUAUGUUCACACUAUACCCAAUAUCUGUUUAGUCUGCUAUACAGCCACAUCCGUGUUUAGUGUUCUGACCGGAGGAGUGUUGCGUGACGACACUAAAAACAGCUGUGUAGCAGACUAAUAUCGUCAUGCAACACCACUCACCAAUGUGUGAGACUGAGGCUAUGUUCACACUACACCCAACAUCUGUUUAGUCUGCUAUACAGCCACAGCCGUGUUUAGUGUUGUGACAGGAGGAGUGUUGCAUGACAACACUAAGAACGGCCUUUAUAGCAGACUAAUAUCGUCAUGCAACACCACUCACCAAUGUGUGAGACUGAGGCUAUGUUCACACUAUACCCAAUAUCUGUUUAGUCUGCUAUACAGCCACAGCUGUGUUUAGUGUUGUCACGGGAGGAGCGUUGCAUGACAACACUAAAAGCAACUGUGUAGCAGAUAAUAUGUUUAGUCUGCUAUCACGCUGUGUUUAACCUGCUGGGAUGGGGCUUCUGUUCACGUCUGAGAACGGUGAUUUCUGUUCCGUCUGAUCUUUGUAAUGGAGUGAAAGGUGCGCCGUGCCAAUUUUGAAAUUGGAGGGUCAUAUAUCGGAUUGGUUUUCAUAUAAUACUGGAUAGAUUUUUGUGUCGGCAGGAAAAGCUAUCUAGUAUAAUGUGAACAUAGCCACAGGAAAAAAUAACGGAUUCCCAUUUUUGGAUAUUUUUGGGUAUUUAAAGAAUACUCAUAAAAAUCCCAAAUUUGGCAAAGUGAGACAAGUCCCAACCAGGGAAUUCCCAACCAAGUUCCCAGAUUGGGACUUGUCUCACUCUUCCAAAUUUGGGAUUUUUGUGGGUAUUCUUUAAAUACCGAAAAAUAUCCAAAAAUGGGAAUCGGUUAUUUUUCCCUGUGAGCCUAAUGGUUGGCAGGACACUAUGAACUAUGAAGACUGGCACCCAAGUAACAAAGUUUGUGCUACAAUAGAGCGCUUACAGUAUAUUAAGAUAGCUACACCCUGCCCAAUAAAAAAUAAUGCAGCUUCUAACCUGAUCUGACUUCUUUGAAGAGAGCAUUGUUCACGUUGCACUUGUUAGUGCAUAUUGUAUCUGUAAGGAAAACAUAUUGAAAAAAAUGACAGUUGAUAAAUAAAUUCAAAAUCCUCUGGUAAAUCUAUUUUGCGAAGGCCACCAAAAAUAGCUCUUACCGUUAACACGGUAUCGAGCUUUUUUAAACAUUUUUUGCUGGGAAGGUUGAGGGUGAGAGGGUUGACGUAAAGUCAGUUACCGCAAAAAGAAAAUAGCCGCAAUUACUUCCACAACAACAUUGUCACUCAUUUUAAGCUUAAUUUCCAGUGAUAUUCCUCGAUUGCCUGUGUCAAUACUCAUUAAAUAAAGGCCUCACUAGGUUAGGGUUCGAGUCCCGGCUCCCGAAUCCGGAAUCCGGAAUCCUGGUUCGAAUCUGAAUUUUUUCAGGCUUUUAUUUUUUCACAAAUGCACAAGUCAGCGAGUUUAGCCUGUGUGGCUGGCAUUCGAAAGGGAAGGUAAAGAGAAUUUGGGCUCGAAACCACUUCUCAGAAACCCCAAAUCCUCUUUCCCUUCCCUUUUGAACACCUGCUACGCAGGCUAGUGCGAGUUUAAAUGCGAGGAUCUUCCUUACAUUUAUUUAAAUACGCUACCUAUCACUCACCUCAUGGCUGGCACUUGGUUUAUGGAUCGCGCUGCUCUGGAAAUCAAAGCCGUCAUAGCAAACAAGUUGAUACAGGCAUUAGCCACUCGAUUCAACAGAAGCUGCUCCUCGAUAACGCUCUUAAAAAGCGGAACACCACAGAAAAGAAUGUUAGGGGCUUCUCUAAGAUAAGUUAUGCCGGCCCUCGCACUACUGUAAACUCAGCAUUCUAAUUUGCUACACAUUUGCAAAGCGAUCACCAGGAAAAUCUUUCUAGCCUACGCUUUCACUUAAACAAGUAUUGGCCAUGCUUGGCAUAAUUAUAAGAGUAACUGGAACACGAAAAAAACCUGUUACGACCUUUCUCGUAUUCAGUGCUGAAUUAUAACAACAAACUAAAAAAACUGCAUCUCUUUUUGAGCUCUUUCUAGAUUGUUUCGGUUGGGGGUAUCAGCUCUACAGAAGUUUGACUUUUUUAAAGUGUUUUAUUAAACGAGGCCAUUAAUACCAAAAAAAUAGUUUUAGGCAUGGGUCGCACUUGGCAAAUUUUUGGGAGAAUUUGUUUACCUUGCGGUAGAAAUCUGUCAUCGGUGGACAUUGCUAAGUGCGACCCCGAGUUUUCAAGUUGGAAAAAACUUUGAAAAUCGGCAAAAAUAUCAAAGACGCCGUAGUGCUUGGGUGGGGCAGGCAGAUUUUGGAAAACUCGAGCUAAACAAUAGGAAUCACAGCGGUAACUGUCAGCGCCUUGUCAUGAACGUGAUCCAUUUGAAACACGAUCAAUUUAAAAUAAACGUGGUCGAAUUUUCAGACCUUCGCGAAGAGGCGUCUACUCGGCUAUCCUUCGCCAUUUCAAGUUUUUUUCGAAAACUCUCUACAGGCGAGGACUUAACACGCUUAUAAACCUUCGCUAUUUUAAGGUUUUUACGGGAACAAGCUCUAUUGAAGGCGAACCAGUUGAGUCCCCGUCUACACAAGCAAACACUUCACAUGUUUGUUAUUCUCCAAGCCAAAUGCACUAUUCGCAUCCAAGCACUUUCUGGUCUUCUUUAUCUGUCACAUCCUCCUGAAACUGGGAAUGGAGGAAAAAGAUCCUUCGACAAAGGUUCGGUCGAAGAAGAGAAAAAUGUUUUCUGGUAUCUGGCGUUCUUAAGUUCUCAAUGUGUCAAAGCAAAAACUAUUAACUCCCACUAAUGCGACCCUCCUCGGUUGGACUAAAAGUUUUCUUUUCCGGUUGCGGUUUCGAAUUUUUGUGGUUUUUUAGCCGGCAAAGAUGAAAACUUUUCCCAAGUGCGACCCAUGCCUUAAUAAAAAUGUAAUGUAGAUAAAUUACAGAGUUUAGUACCUUUCCAUAAUUGGUGAGCAAAGUUUCUGAUAUUCUACCAAAAGUCUUGGAACACUUCUGCAUUUCUCAGGGACAUUUUCCAAUUCACACAGGCCCAACCCUCCCUCACCCAUGUUGGACGUGUGUAUCGACUAUCCUGAAUUUUUACCGACUUUCUACUUUGUAUAGGGUGGGGUGGGGGGAGAACUGCAAGAAGAUUUUGAAAAGGAUCGCACUGUUUUAAGAGGGAACCGAGAAAUGACAGAAAAACAUGAAUAUUGCAGUACUGUCCCAAGCAUAUUUGUCCAGGAUUGUAGAAAGAUUUAGAGUUAUGUUUACAGCAAACGUGAAAUUCAUACCAUGUGACCAAGUUUUCCCUUAACUUUGUUGCGCAAUUUACUGUUUACUAAUUCUACCACAAACUUAGUAGCUUCACAUUAGUUAUGUCUUGUUUUUAGCUGCACGUUUUCAAUUUUGAGAAAUUCUAAACUUGAAUCUGACAUUUUCUGUUUCCUGACAAUACAACUCUCAGUCUCUCUAAAGUAUUGUCUUGCUUAAGAACACAGUUUGAAAUUGUGCUAGCAAAUCAAUAAUCUCUUACUUAGAUACACCGGGCGGAUGCUCUAUCCACUUGACCUACGCAGAACUCAUGGAGAGAGAGGCCAUAAAUUAUACUACAGGGUGUACAUUCAAAUUUUACCAUCUUUCAUUCUUUCACCAAAAGUCCCAAUGUUUUCUAACCCUAAAAAUAUUAUUCUGCGUAGUCCACAGUCAGUCCACAGUCUGCAUUAACUUUACUCUGCCCCUUUUACAAUGAACAUUACCUGAUAAACCUGUCGUUUGCAAUUAGGCCAAUAUCGAUCCAUUCAAUAUAAUUAUGCUCCAAUAAUGUCCAGGCAAAGGCAUGUUAUUGAUGACACGCUAUUUUCAUAUGUUUUCUGCAUACAAAACAUAAUAAAAAAACAGUCAGCGAAACCUCAACCUCAUUGUUGUACCAAAAUACAAGAUUCCCACCUACCAGAAUCUGAAACCAAGAGUCAACGAGCUCUGUGAUGCACGUAUCCCUGAUGUGAUCUUUAAUUUUCGUGUUCCUCUCUGCUUCCUGUUCAUGGAAGAAAAAUUUCAUUCAGCUUCUAAACUGAUUGAUCAGUAAAUGGUUUUACAAACUUGCACAAGUACAACCAACGGAAACUCCACAAAAGUUGACAGUCUUAAAUCAAAUAUUUGAGUCUUUACACAAGUUUCAAGAUGUGACAAGCAACUCUAGAAGCAGUUUUUUAACUCCAAACGAUUUUGAUUUUCAUAAGGAGCAAUUUCACACAUGUAGAGUGUAGCCCUUUGCACAUCAUGUUUAGAUUCAAUUAUUAGCACCAACGACUUCAUGUGUGUGGCAUGGUGGACUUUGUCACAACAAAAACAACUUGAAUGACAACCUUUAAAAAAUUUAGGUAAAGUCCAAACCCGCUUUAAAGACACCCACUAAAAUGGGUUCUUCAGUGGCUGCAAGCUGCUCGUAUGAGAUGUUAGGUAGUACAGUAUUAUAUAGAUUGAAUAGGUUAUCAAUUUCUGUUUGAUUGUACCCCUCUCUGUUGGAGAUAUAUUUUCACCAAUGGAAAUUAUAGCAUUACAGUUUUUAAAACAAUUCACAAAAUUAACCUGUUGACUCCUUAUCACAUCUCUAUCAACCGCUUCCUCAUCAAUUGCCUUCAAAAUCCUAAGGUACAUAUUCACAGCUAAUGCUCCAUAUGGCAAGCACUGGAGGAGGUCUGAGAAAAACAACGGCCACUACAGGGAGAAGAGAAAUGUAACAUGAAGUUAAACAACAUUUAACGCAGUUAAUAACAAGGAGCGCCGUCGUGUGUUGUUGCUCAGCAGUCAGUUUGGUGGCUCAAGCGCAGUCACCCUUGCUAACAUCAGCUCCAUGUGCUUAGUACAAUGCUUUCAAGGCGAUUACUCGAUUUGUUCAGCCUUUAGAUUGUCUCUUUCCCCCAACCCUUCCCUCCCUUUAAUUUUUAUCAGAUAAAUCAUUGGGACAGGUGCCUGGUUCCAUUGGUGUGGGGGCUCAUGGCUGGAAGGCUUGAGGGCAAAACACUGUCUAAGGGCUGACUGUGACAAAAGCGCAAGACCCUGGUCAUCCUGGGCACCCACUUUCACCAAGAGUCGCAGUUGUUACCUGAUUGUCAAUAGGUUUAAAUGCGAAAAAAAUGUUUUUCUUGCUGGCUGAGCUUGUGAAAGAGCAGGCAGGAAAUUAAAUGAAGUUCUCUCACACUGAAUGAAUUCUGGGCACAAUUAAGUUACAAUUUUAGGGUAUCAGUAUUCACGCUCAUUACACUUGACAUAACAAUAAAUCAGCUAACCUUCUCAGGAUAAUCACAGACAAAGAUCAAGCUAAAGACUUGUGCUGCCUUGUUCUUCAAGAAAUUCUUGUUAUCUGACUCGGUACAACACUGAAAAGUUGCAACAAGGGUCAAUGGAAAAUCGCAAUGAAAAUACUUAUGUCCACUUUUAGGUAUCUUUGCACAACUAUAAAAAACAACGUUUGACUAUUUUUCUCUUUUUGACACAAAACAAGUUGUUUCAAUUUUGAUGAAAGACAAAGAGAGAGUCUAGACCAUAAUUAUAUGUCAAAGGUAUUAGCAAGACAAUCCUUUUUCACCUAAAGACAGACAAUGCAAUCUAGGGUGAGGGGCAAUAAAAGAGAAAAUGUUCCUUGGGAUUCUACUGUAGAGUAAAUUAGCCUAGUGUACCUGAUUUCGUAGCCAGGUCAAAAGAAUCUCUCUGAGUGCUUGUUGAUCUACAAGAUUUGAUGACACAUGUCUGUGUACAGAAUAACAAUAAAAAAAAAACAAAGCCAUUUUUUUGGGCAAGAUCAUCGAAGAUGUCUUGUACAGUUCAGGAGACUGAAGCGUGUGUGUACUGAAUACAGCUAGUGAUCAAAUGUUUAUAAGUUAUUCCUGGUAAGAAAACAAUUAAACCCAGUUGUCUCUAGUUGAAUGUUUUUAAUCAUAAUAGCCUACAUAAUAUCAUACCAAGUGAGUAAAUAUUUAAAAAUUAAAUUAUCUGAUUUAUUAAUUAUAACAUCUUUUAAUAACAGUUAUUUAGAAUAAUUUGGUGGACAAAAAUUUAAAAUGGUGGACCAACCAACAGAAUAAAACCUUUUUGAUUUUUCCAUGGAAGGAAGAUUAAUAAUUAUUUUAAAAUGGAUGCCACAUUAUAAUAAUUAUGUAAAAUUUAUUAUUAAUCAUUAUAAUUAGAAAUUAUCAAUGUUUAAUUUUACCUUGUUUUUAUGUGAUGCUCUAAUACUUGAAAGCAAAAGAACUUGACACUUUCAUCACUAAAACAACAACAAAAAAGAAACCAAUAUAGAAGACCAAUAACGCAAAGGCAGAUUAGCCUCCCAUGCAGACGUUCCUAGGGGUUUGUCACGCGUUCCUGCCCUACAAACAUCUGCUGAACCAUUGUUCGCAAAUAUCAGCUGGAGAUCACGUGCAGAUUAUUGGAGAUCCAAUCGGCACUGUUGAAGUCAAAGUGUUGACAAGCCAAACACAUACGUACAAGCUCUGUAGAGUGUGAUGCGUGACCAAAGAUUUUUGCUCCCGACGAGAAUCUAGGAGAUAAGCGAUGGGUUGUUGUAUGUUUCUCUCUGUAAAGGCUGGAUUAGAUGUUGUUUGCUGAUAAAGUUGUUCUUUGGGUGAUGCAAUGGCGGGGUUGCCUUGUAAGACUGAACAAAAGGCAGAAUUUUUUUCAAACCUUAUUGCUUUGAAGUAAAGCCGACUUCCGUUCAGCAAAUUUAACGUUCAAGGUAAUUUUUUCAAUGAGUUUGUGAGGGUAGCCACUAGUAAGAACGCUUGUGAGUUAACUGAAUAGUAAGUUUGUUCUACAACUGUAAGCUCUUCACCUCUCAUGAGACCUUUCUGAUCUUUUUUGGAGCUAUAAAGUCAAGUGCAAAAUUUCUCAAGGUCCAAAGUGCACUUCCCAGACCUGGAAGUCGGCUGUGAUUGGUCUACAUUUUUUUCUGCUCAAGUCAGCAGACGUUCCUGGGGCAGGAACGCGUGACGAACCCCUAACAACGUCUGCGUGGGAGGCUAAAGGCAGAUGAAAUUUUCUUACAUCACACCCAUACACAAGAGAGUUGAUGUGAUACUAGAACUAAGUACAUGUCCUAGAAUAGAUGCUCAUAUGAGUGGCACCCUUGAGAUGAGAGAAAUGUCUCCAUAACUGAAGCUUAUCACUUACAAGAAUGGUUCUCGUCUGCAGCCACUAGAGGUGAAAGGGUUAUAUCAUUGGCAGCUUAUAUAAUGGCAGCUUACUCAGCUACAACAUUACAGUUUGGCAUCCCUUAAUAAAUGCCAAAUGUAAAUAGUGGGGUACCCAUAAACCAAUUUUCAGUCUCUUAUUAACUUUAUAGUGAUUGACAAUUCUCACACCUUCCAGAAGCAAUGCAGAAACAAUACGAAUUGGUAUGUUACCAUUAUUUCAAGUGUUGGAAUCAAUUUUAAAGGGUUUGAAUUACAUGUGCUAAUUGGGAUUAAAUUUAGACAGAUAGACUGAAGUAUUGUUAGUUGCAUGAAGUUUUAUUCUUAAAUUAUUUGAGGUAUUCCUAGCAAGAACAAUAAUCAGGAAAAGGAUAUAUACAGGGGAUUUCUUGAUUGACACUCUCACUAUGUCAUUUUUCAUUAUCAUCAAUUAUCAAUGGGUGCAUUUCUGUAAUGAAUAAAUACUGGGAUACCAAAAAAAACUGUUUGAUACAGUUGCUCUGACAAUGCUGUAAUUCAGGCACAAGCAUAAAAUUCAAGUGGUGAUUUGAAGGGUAACAGCAGGUACGUGAAAAAACUGAUAUAAGUUGAAAGAAGAGCUGUCUACUUAAGAGGAGUGUACUGUCCAGAGUCUCAACUGUAUCAACGGGGUAUAUACAUAGGUAAAAUCACACAAACAGUUUUUCAAAUAGUUAUCUUUUUCAAUAACUGCAACACACUUUAUGACAAGUCUAGUUACAUAUAACUGAUUAGCCUGUGUCGCUGGCAAGACAAGCAGGUGAUUGCUGUUGUUUUUUAUGUUGGAGCCACAAGAACAUUGGGAGCAUUCAGCAAGUCAAAUUGAAAUCUCACUUGCCCCAAUUCUUGUUUUCACCCCAGCCCUGGCUUGUUUGUGGGAUGUUGAUGUCUUGCCUUUUUGCAGGUACAGUGAAACCCCACUAUAAAAACUUUAUGACACAUCAGGGCUCGAAAUUGUGAGUGAUAAGGUCGCCAAUGCAACUAACAUUUUCUCCUUGGUGACUAAAAGUUUUGGUUUAGUCACCAAAGUGGCAACCAGAUUUCUCUAUGCUUUAGAUUUAAAUUAAAAGAGGCAGGUACAAAAGUCGGACCGGGUCAACUCGGACCGCCAGUCCGGGUCGGAUCAACUCGGAUCGACUCGGACCAACUCGGAUCGAAUAAAAAAAUAAAAAAAAAAUAAAAUUGGACUCGGAUCAACUCGGAGCAAUCAAAAAAAUUAAAUUAAAUCAGCAAAACUGAAAGUUUAACCCAUUUGGAGGGUAAAAAAAGGCCAGAUCCUUUUUUUCUCCGUGGCUUUCAGGCGCCAUUUUGUUUUACUAGUGCCAGUCCGUCUCGGAUCAUGUUAUAAACUCGUGGUUGUGGUUGGACAGUAAAGAAAUGAUAGUUUCAGUCGCCUAGAAUGUAUAUAUUUUCUUAUUUAUUAGAAUACUGAAUUAUUUAUGAGAAAAUCGUCAAAAGCCUUGUCUGUUGAUCGCAUUACCGAAGAGUGUUUGUUUGUUUGUUCCUGUUUGUUUUUUUUUUUCUGCAGAACUUCUGAAACUUAAUUUUAAUGAUACACUAGUGAGCAGCACACAUACAUUUCCAGUGAACAAUUUCAACUUGGAAGGAGGAGAAACCAUGCUCGCCCAGGACAAAGGAAAUUUCCAUGCCCACGACACGAACCAAACUCGCGACCCUCCGGUUCAGUGGUUGGAACGUCCGAUUUUCAUGUAGUAUUCGGAGGGUCGUGAGUUCAAUUCUCGCCUUGGGUACGAAAAUUUUCUUUGUCCCGGGUGAGCAUGGUUUCUCCUCCUUCCAAGUGAAAAUGUUCACUGGAAGUGUAUGUGUGCUGCUCACUAGUGUAUCAUUAAAAUUAACAAAAAUAAAAAUAAAAUUAAUUUACGCAACCACGAGUUCGUGAGAAAAAAAACAAAAUGGCGGGUGAAAGUUGAGAGAUACCGACUGAUUUUAUUUUUCUUUUUAUAAUCCGAGUUGUUUUUUUUUAUGAUCCGAGUUGAUCCGAGUCCAGUUUUAUUUUAUUUUUAUUUUUUUAUUCGAUCCGAGUUGGUCCGAGUCGAUCCGAGUUGAUCUGACCCAGACUGGCGGUCCGAGUUGAUCCGGUCCGACUUUUGUACCUGCCUAAUUAAAAGAGUAAAGUUAAAACAAACAUUUCAUAUUAUCUUGCUUUGCUUACAUCAUAAAAAAUAUGCCAAAUCGCAUAAACAAAGCCAGUUUAUCUCCAAAUAUAUACCGACUUCUAUCGAUGAUAUUUUCAAAUCUGAUGGAUCGCGCCAUACUAUACGGGUUUCUCAUAGGUCAUGAAAAAUAAGUCAAAUUUUGCAGGAUUUUUAGGGACAAAUUCCCAGAAAAAUUGUCCAAUUUCCUGUUUUUUUUUGGGGGGGAGGGGGGGAAACUUUCCCUAAAAACAAUUGGUAAAAAACGGUGAAUUUUGUGGUUAUUUUCCGGGAAAAUUCGCUAGAAAUCGAUUGGCUGAUCAGACCAGCAUUUUUAUCGUUUUUCAAACAGAGGUCAUCAUUUGCUCUUUCAACAACAAUACGCUCCAGAAAUGAACCAAUGGCAAAGCCUUUAACGUCAUUGCUAGUGCCCAGUUUUUCGCAACAUAAUCUACGCCUGGUAGUUUCAGGACGUUGUUUGCAUGUUUCAGUGACGAAGUUUCAAGAAACAUUUGCUGAGAUAAAUUUUAAAAUAUGUUGUACAGACAUGUAUCUCAUCAGAUUUCUACCAAAUUUUGCGGUAUUUUGAAAAAUUAAUAAGGAUAAUGUUAAUGACCAUGUAUAAUCUAUGUACGAUUGCAUUGCUAUAUGAUGUUCCAUCGCCAACCGAACGGUUCAAAAGAAAAAUAGUUAGCGAGAAACUCACCCCUGCCUGUGAUGUCGCAUUUGCGGCCACCUGAAGCCCUUGUAGCAAAUUAUCGGCCAUGAAAACGCAUCCAAAAAAUGGUCGUCGUCGACUUCACUUUGCACAUGGAGCUAAAAGAAACGCGAUUUUUUACUCACCGGAGUAAAAAAAGGCAGUGUUUACGAGGUCAAGAACAUAAAUGAUAUAAUAAAUUACCAGAGGGUUUCAAAUAGGCGAAAAAACCACUGAGAAUUCACAUUUUCACUACUUUUCGUAUCAAAACACGAACGUUCGUUCAGCUUCCAACUUUCCACGUGCAGGACCACGUUGCAUCAUUUUGACCUUCAUCUAGUAGGAGCCAAGGUAUGAGUACCGAAGAUGCUCCUUUCUCUUGUACCCAGGCUACAUGGGCGCGUGCUGGAGAAGACAGUGAAAAUUAUAAAACUGUCAUAGUUCUUUUGUUUUUUAAGUAUCGACCUUGCAUAUUUUGUUAUAUUCUCGUGUCUUCUUAAAAUUUUAUCUUAUCAGGAGUAGGCUUUGACGAGAGAUAAUGAGAUAUUCUCUCUUGGCUUUGAUAGAUUGUGCUCGCAAACUGUAGCACUUACAUCACAGGUAGCCCAAGAUCGAAAUAUAAGUAUCGGCGAGCAUCGGCAUUGUUGCGUAACAUUCGAAAUAUAAGGAUUGUAUGGGGGAAAAACCUAUCAUUUCUUUAACCUACGAAAAUGAAAGGAUUUCGAUUAAAAAAACAGCUUACCUUACAUAAAAUGUGUGUUUCAUCUCUCCUGUGUGCUUCACGUGCCUGUACUGUAAACGGUUUUCUCUCUAUAUAUAAACCUUAUAUAUUGAUCGUGAUAAUUUCUCAGGCUAGGUUUGAAAACAGGUAUGGAUUUUAGAAGCCAGGUAUGAAACCUGUGUGAAAAAUGACAUUUCUUUGGUCUAAAAUAGCGUCAGGAUUUGGAGAACUGGGUGCGCAUACCCCCCAAGAAUUCCAAGGAGUACCUCCCGGGCUUUAUUUCGACUAGGUAGUCAAAGACAGCAUAAUUCAUUGUCUGGCAGCUUUAAUAUAAAAACUCAAUCAAUAUCGAAAACCAGCACGCGGACGUUUUCGUUAUCGUAUAAACCGAGCUUUUUAUGCGGAUGCGUUGAAUCCUGAGGAAAAAGUCCUGGGUCACUUCGUGUAAGACCCAGGUCCCAGUUACAAUUAUAAGCAAACAAAAAAAUGACUUUGUAACUUAAAUUUGGCUGUAGCACUGAUUUCGGGACAAUUGUACGCUGCAAAACUAGCCAAAAGUGAAAUUAUGCUAGCAGUGCUUUUGUUUGGUAAAAAAUAUGAAAAUCAAGCGCAUGCCAGUAAUGUUGAAUUGCCAAAAAUUAUGCCAGUGUUAGAUUUGAAGCCUGGGAGCCCCGUCUUCUGAAGGAGCAAAUCAUGUAAAACUAUUAGCCUGACAAGUGUUUACUUUUUUUUAUUUAAGGAAAGCGCGUCCCAGAAGUACAUUGAUCACCGCCACCCGUCAACUUCUCCCCUGGAAUCAUUUUUUGACUCUCCCCGCCCCCAACUCCAUGUAAGUUCUAGGAAUAGGAGUGAAUGAAAAGAAAACUACUUAGAAAAAAUUUUCGAAAAGUUUGGAUUUACCUCACGAGGUUGUCGUGUUUGUUUGGGAACUUCUGGAAAUGCUGAUCCAUGGACUACCGGAAGUUGUCGGAAACUCAAACCGGAAGUUCUGGUUGUGUUGGUUCACAACGUACACUGUCCUGAGCAAAGGCGUUUUUGAGCGACGUACGCCAAUCACAAGUGGACUUUUUGCAUUCAUGAGCAAGUUCAUUAA